Microstroma glucosiphilum is the source of this 5380-nucleotide messenger RNA. RefSeq lists its product as hypothetical. The record is from RefSeq and is a predicted model, not a curated record. Gene Ontology annotation, biological process: establishment of mitotic sister chromatid cohesion; establishment of protein localization to chromatin; replication-born double-strand break repair via sister chromatid exchange. Gene Ontology annotation, molecular function: chromatin binding; zinc ion binding; DNA-binding transcription factor activity, RNA polymerase II-specific. The transcript has a single exon. NCBI's taxonomy places the organism in Eukaryota, Fungi, Basidiomycota, Exobasidiomycetes, Microstromatales, Microstromataceae. Gene Ontology annotation, cellular component: Scc2-Scc4 cohesin loading complex. The coding region runs from base 487 to 5052 and encodes 1521 amino acids.
GGAGCCUCUGGUUGCUGAUACGCUCGCCCCUCUUCGGUCACUAUGGUAAAUCUGUGUGAGAUCUAAGCUGCGCGCUACCCAUUAAGGCCCGCUGCUGCCAGUCACGCCACGCCUGGUCCUCCGCCUCCGCCCAAUCGCCCUACCCCUCUUGCUGCUGCAGACACUGCUCCACGCAGUCCACAACUCACACCCACAGCCGCACACAGUCUAGCACCCUCACUUCCUCGCACGCUCCCCCCCCCACUACCCGUGUCAGCGGCUAGAGCCCUGGGCCCACUCCACCGCCCUCAGCCACCAACACUACUCUUCGAGCUAGCCAGCCAUCGCAGGCCUGUUUUCCUCUUCCUCUUCCAUACCAUCCUUUCGACUUUAUCGCAUCGCCUCCUCUACACUAUUGCCCAUCAUUAGUCUCUCCAUCAGCGCAACGACGCAAAGGGUAGCUCCCUUCCUCAUCAUCUUCUCCUCUCUCAUCCCGCAAUAACGCUAAUGAGGGGAGGACCUGGCAUGAUGGCAGGAGGGUCAGACGCUGGCUACCCAGCUCACACCUAUCAGCAGCCUUCAUCCUCAACCCCCUUCUCCACCUCUUCCGGUGGCCAUCGCUCUCCCUUUUCCUACGCUCCCUCGUCGUCGAGCUCUCAGCCCUCGUCCACAUUUGCCUUUGCCAGGCCGAUGCGAUCUCCCUCGCCCAGGCCCCCUAUGACCAGCUUGAAUGGGCCCUCGAAAUUCACCAGCGCCUCUGCCAAUGCUCCGCGAUACGGCGAGGCCACGGGGCGAGGAGAGGAAAUCAACUACGGCGACGACGAAGACGAAAUCGAUUCAAUGUCACCUUCGGCGUCGCAUUCCUCCUUACCUUCGGCCGCAAAGAAGAUUCGCCGAACUCACGCAAGGCGAUCCUGUCUCGCAUGCCGUAAGCGCAAAGCCAGAUGCGAGCUGCCAGAUAUCACUGUCCCCUCUUCGAUGGACCCCUUGCCAUACACGGUCAAGUGUCAUCGAUGCAAGACGCUCGAUACGGAUUGUAUCGUCUGGGAUGGCGAUCGCAAGAUGAAGGGCGAUCGUCCGGCAAGGUACGGGCCGCCUCAGGACAAGAUUGCUGCCAGCAAAGGUCGCUCCACUUCUCGCACAAAUGCCAGUGCAGGCCGCUCACCUCUCACCGAGCAUGCUGACGGCAGCGGCGAUUCUGAUGCUGCUCGUAGGAAGCGAAAGGCUGCUUCGCUCGUUGCAAAUUCCAACCGACAUACCGCACCUUUGCAAUUCUCCAUGCGCGAGCCUCAUCUUCAGGACGGCUACGAACAAGCUGUGCCCAACCUUCGUACCAUUGCCCCUGUCCCUGCGACUGAACAACCCCGUACGCGCCAUUGGGCUGCCACUACGGAGGACAUGAUCGACACUAUAGGCCCAUGGUCUGAUGCAGACGAGAACUCAGGCGCCAGGCAGGCGACCAAUGACUCCUCCUCUCGGCCAACUUCCAAAAGCAGCUCAGUCUCGGGCCCACACGCCGCCAAUCACACGACAUCGGACGAAAGGCUCCUCUCGAAGGCAGUAACUUUGGCAAGCUCCCAACACCGUCUCUCAUCUGAAAAGGCAAAAGGCGGCCGCUCCGAUGCGACUAGCAGUUCCGUCAAGAGCAAAGCAGAAGCAUCUGGACUGAAGAUGAAUGCACGCGACUACCGGAUGAAGCUGAUGAAUGCAACUGGCAGAAACGCAGCACUGAUGUCCGAGAUCAUCUACGGCGCACCAGAAUAUCGAGCUCGUGCCCGCGAGGGAGAGACUGUCGCUUACGCCUAUCGAGGUGUGCCGGUGGUGGAUGAGGGAACGGUCCCACGAGACAAAGUCGAGGCUCUCAUUCGAGCCCAUCCCUUUCUCAAUCCUGAGCUGGUCAACUCGGUCCCGGAAGAUGCUGAUCCUGCUUCAGGCCGGGUGUUCCUCAGCAACGUGGUCAACUACCUUUGUCUCAAGCCCAAUCCGCCACCGGAUCUGACAUCCUUUGUGAUCCGGCAUUCCUCAAUACAUGUGAUCAUGCAGUCUCGCAACCGAGAGACCUGUCAGGCUCUAUUGCUGUUGGUACUCUACGAACCAUCGGAUCUGCAGUUGGGAAAGCCUGCACAUGAUGUCGACGUUCAGCUGGAUCACUGUCCAGGGCAUCACUUGUACCAAGCGGCAAUGAAUUGCGCACUCUCCCUCGGCUUGGACAGGGUGAUCCCCAAUCUUUCCACUGGGCCAGACGCCUUGGAUCCAAACUCUCCUCUGCAACAGAGGAUGAGCAAGCUACGAGACGCCGCUCUCUGGUUGACCGUCAGCGGCAUGGGCGUUAGUCAGGCAUUCUCAAGCACAAGGCCUCAAUUGCCGCCCCUCUUCCCUUCGAUGGCUGACAUCGACGCGUUUCAGGACGCCAUCCAACCGCUUCUGUCUGCCUCAACAAAAGACAACGCAGCGCUUGCAUCAGUAUAUCACAAUAGGGAUACUCGGCAAAAGUCCGAAGCCUCCUCUGCAUCCGACACUCCUCAUCCACCUCUGACCUACCAAGCUUUGGCAAUGUCUCUCCACAUCCUGAGUCGACGUGCCAGAACGAGCUUACAAGUGCGCACUUACUGGAACGAAUUGAAUCCCUACGACUUCUGCGACGCCAAGAACAUCAUGUCGUUUGGGAGAAUCCUCGUGACCAUGACGAUUGAUGUAUUGGAGACGCAACUGCGCAACAAAUCAGAGCUCGAGGAGCUCCAAGCACUGAUCAGCAAGGCAUCUGUCUCGAGACCUGCCACCUCAAGCGGAGCUAGUGACCAGAAUUCGAAGGAUCCGAUCCUCAAUAUCUUGCUCAAAUGGGCAGAGAUCGAAGCACUGGAGACAAUCGCGGGUCUCAAUACACGCGUCUUGUUCUUUGUUAUCAUGACACUGGCACUGAAACAGCAUCGGCUCUCCAAACUUGCCGCCUACGAGGGUUUCGACACGCUUCAGCCAGAGCAAGCUGACAUGAUUGCCGAAGUGGCCGAGUGGACAAGCUGGGUCAACGAGAGGCUACUGCGUCUCGCCAGCAGUUUGCUUCCGCUACCUCCUACCGGCUCGGAUCCGCGAAGAGCCAAGCAAGCAGAGAAACUCGAGUCAAGCCCGGCACUUGCCGACUAUCAGCACUCAUCUCGAUAUCUGCAUCUCAUACCUCACUUUCAAUUCAGUGCAGUCGUCUUCGUCGCAGCCAAGCAGAGUGUGGAACACAAGCUAUUCGUCGCCUUUGGUAGCGGAGAUCUUGGCUCUGGAAACAAGACCAUGCUUGCUGUCUUUGGACGUGCUGUUCAAGGCCUCGUCACCUUAGCUCAGGGAGAUCGACUGAGUGUUCCUGCGAUUGUCGGCAAUGUCCUGCGCGAGUUCGCCAGGAGGUAUGCGAAUAUCGUCAAGAAGACCGAAGAGGUAGCUGCGCGUGACAAGAAUAGAGACGGUAGCAGCAAGAAGGGCAGCAGCAAGAAUGCGGGCUUGCCGAAUGCGGGAGGCUUCCAUCGCAAAGGAGGUGACACAGCAAGUUCUCGGUUCGCUGUACGGUGCGCCAAUGCCGUUGAGCGGGUACGAAUGGUCUUUGGGGACCCUGCGCACUGGCCCCCGGGUCGUAAGCUCAGCGGAAAUGGUGAGAUCCCAUUGGCUAGCGAGAAGACGGAAGCUGCACGGAAAGGGGGCCGCCCCGGUGAUGUCGAUGUCAAGUUGAACAGCAAGCUCUUUGACGACGGCAGGAGCGUCGCGAAUACCUCCACGUCGCAGCAGCAGCAGCAGCAACAGCAACAACAGCCCCAGCCCCAGCCCCAGCAGCAACAGCAGGCCGCGCUGCCGCUUCCCUUUGACGCUCCUUGGGAUCAGCAACAGCAGCAAGCACAGCAGCAGCAAUACCCUCGAUAUGACCUACAGAUGUCGAUGCAGACAGAUGACUUUCAGCCUUCACCCCCAAUUCUCGAAGGAAGCGUCAGCAUCACCGACUAUGACAGCCGCUUCCCUACAUUCACUGAAACUUAUCUCUACGACGACCUUGGGGGAGGGACAGCUGGUGAGCAGAACGGCAUCGCGCCCCCUUUCUUCUCCUUGGGUGACUAUACCCAUGCCGCCUUGGACCACCUGCUUGGCACUUUGGACAACGAGUUCAUGGGAUUCCCAAUCGACUUGCAAGCUCAAGAUGGAACGGGAGAUGAGGGAAGCAUUGUAGAGAGCAUUGUCAAUCAAUGGGAUGGGAGUUCUUUCAACAGUGAGAGUGGUCAGGACUUGCUCAGAGGAGGAGCGGGAGGUAGCGCUAUCCCUUCGGGAUAUGCAGCUCACUAUCCUCAAGCGCCCUCUUCUGCUAUAUACACCCACGAGCCCAUUGCUGCUGGCCCAGGUCCAAGCCCUGCAGCUUCUUCCUCGUACAGCAGCGACUUGUCCUCGGCUGCCAUCGCCAAUGGGCUCUCGAUUUCUCGGAUGAUUUCUAGCGGUACUUCCCAGCCUCUCCCAUCUCAGCCUCCGCAAGCCCAUCAACAUGUCCUCAACUCCCAGCCUGCGCCUUAUGCACACCAAGGCCCUCAUGGGCAGGCGAGUAGUCAAAGUCAAGGCCGAGGACCGCUUUCGGCAGGACUCUACAGUCCCAUUACUCCACUACAAAGCGCUUAUCUUUCCAUGGGGGCACAUCAAGCAUCUGCGUCCGCGCCUCCCGAGAGUGCGCCACUGAUCAGUUCCUAUGCCUACUAUGGCGAUGCGCGAAAGGGUACACAGAACGCUGGUGUAGGUCCAGCACUUUCAGAUGGAGGCAUAAACGAAGAGGCCAAGCUCGGUCCUUCGGGUGGGGGACAUUCUCUCCGACCUGACAAUGGAGGGUACUACGCUGCCUCUAUCGGUGCGGGAGGUGGAAGAGCGAACUCAUAUGGGAUGGGGUACGACAGCGCUGGAGGCGGCAGUGGCGGUGCCGAUGGCAUAGGAAGUGGAUUUAUGCAGCAUCAACAUCAACAACAACAACAACGUCAGCAGCAGCAGCAAGGAUACCAGCAUGCGGCUUCUCAGCAGUAUCAGCAGCAGCAUCAUCAGCAACAGCAGCAAGCUCGACAUAGGUAAAUCACCGAGCGCACCGCUGAACUUUCUACGUAUUCUUCGCAACGGAUCGCAGUGUCUCUGGAGAAAGAGUGAAGGAGUGAAGGGACCUGGAAGGGGGCAAGAGGCGCAAAGACGGCGCUCUCCGUUCCUCUCUGGAUUGGUAUGGAUGGACGGGGAUUCUACAGCAGAACUUUACUGCUUCGCACAUUUCCGUAUUCUUUUCGCAUUCGCAUCUUCGCAAUUUCUGUACCUCGUUACCCUUGCCUUUUCCCCUCGUCUUGUAGCAUACAAUGCGUUUUCACACUUGAAGAUACAGUAGCGCUUUGUGCGACUUUGAUUGUCAAGCGGC